GAGAGGUUUCGGCGACUCAGGUGCCGCCGCUUCCUGCUCCGCAGGGCUCUGCGCCUAGUCCCACCCUCCUCACGCCCCCUCCCCUUCUUCUGCCCUCUCCUCGGGAGCGGUGCGGAGCCGACCGUGCGGUGCUGAGGAAGCGGCGGCGGCGGAUCGGGCGGCCGCGGCGGCGGCGGAGGAAGAGGGAGGGAAGCACAAAGCCGGCUGCGCGCUUGGAGAUAAGGGGAAUCGGCAGGCUUGAAGCAUGAGUUCAGAUGCCAGCCAAGGCGUGAUCACUACUCCUCCUCCUCCCAGUAUGCCUCACAAGGAGAGGUAUUUUGACCGCAUCAAUGAAAAUGACCCAGAAUACAUCAGGGAGAGGAACAUGUCUCCUGAUCUACGGCAAGACUUCAAUAUGAUGGAACAGAGAAAACGAGUUACUCAGAUCUUGCAAAGUCCUGCCUUUCGGGAAGACCUGGAAUGCCUUAUUCAAGAACAGAUGAAGAAAGGCCACAACCCAACUGGAUUACUAGCAUUACAGCAGAUUGCAGAUUACAUCAUGGCCAGUUCUUUUUCCGGCUUUACUUCACCUCCCCUCAGUCUCGGCAUGGUCACACCUAUCAAUGACCUUCCUGGGGCAGAUACAUCCUCCUACGUGAAGGGAGAGAAACUUACUCGUUGUAAACUUGCCAGCCUGUACAGACUUGCCGACUUGUUUGGAUGGGCACACCUGGCAAACACAUACAUCUCAGUACGAGUAAGUAAGGAGCGGGACCACGUCAUACUAAUCCCCAGAGGCCUGUCUUUUUCUGAAGCCACAGCCUCCAAUUUGGUGAAAGUCAAUAUAAUAGGAGAAGUGGUUGAUCAGGGAAGUACUAAUUUGAAAAUUGACCACGCAGGAUUCAGUCCCCAUGCUGCAAUCUAUUCAACACGUCCUGACGUUAAGUGUGUGAUUCACAUCCAUACCCUUGCAACAGCCGCUGUAUCCUCCAUGAAGUGCGGAAUCCUUCCCAUUUCCCAGGAGUCCCUGAUCCUGGGAGAUGUUGCCUAUUAUGACUACCAAGGGUCACUUGAUGAACAGGAGGAGAGAAUUCAACUGCAGAAAGUUCUGGGGCCAAGUUGUAAGGUGCUGGUGCUCAGAAAUCAUGGUGUGGUGGUACUUGGAGAAACAGUUGAGGAGGCCUUUCAUUAUAUUUUUAGUCUCCAGAUAGCCUGUGAGAUUCAGGUGCGGGCAUUAGCAGGGGCAGGCGGAGUAGACAAUCUGCUUGUACUGGAUCUUCAGAAGUUUAAGCCUGUCACUCACGCCAUCGCAGCGUCUGGAGGAGGAGGCGUGAAUAUGGGUUCCCAUCAAAAAUGGAAGGUUGGCGAACUUGAGUUUGAAGGGCUGAUGAGGACUCUGGACAAUUUGGGGUAUAGAACAGGCUAUGCAUAUAGGCAUCCUCUCAUUCGGGAGAAGCCUAGGCACAAGAGUGAUGUGGAAAUCCCAGCAACUGUGACUGCUUUUUCCUUUGAAGACGAUACAGUGCCACUCUCUCCUCUCAAAUACAUGGCACAGAAACAGCAGCGUGAGAAAACCAGAUGGCUGAACUCACCAAAUACUUACAUGAAAGUGAAUGUGCCUGAGGAGUCUCGGAAUGGGGAAACCAGUCCCAGGACCAAAAUCACAUGGAUGAAAGCAGAGGACUCUUCUAAAGUGAGCAGUGGAACACCUAUCAAAAUUGAAGAUCCAAAUCAGUUUGUUCCUUUAAACACAAACCCAAAUGAGGUGCUAGAAAAGAGAAAUAAGAUUCGAGAACAAAACCGGUAUGACCUGAAAACAGCAGGACCACAAUCUCAGUUGCUUGCUGGAAUUGUUAUAGAUAAGCCUCCUUCUACCAUGCAAUUUGAAGAUGACGAUCUUGCCCCACCAGCUCCUCCCAACCCCUUCAGCCAUCUCACAGAAGGAGAACUUGAAGAGUAUAAGAAGACAAUCGAACGUAAACAGCAAGGCCUGGAAGAUGCUGAGCAGGAGUUACUCUCAGAUGACGCUUCAUCUGUUUCACAAAUUCAGUCUCAAACUCAGUCACCGCAAAAUAUCCCUGAGAAAUUAGAAGAAAACCAUGAGCUAUUUUCCAAGAGCUUCACCUCCAUGGAAGUGCCCGUCAUGGUCGUGAACGGCCAGGGUGACAUGCACGAUGUAGAAGGCGAGCUGGCCAAGCGAGUGAGUCGGUUAACUACGAGCACGACCGUAGAAAACAUCGAGAUCACCAUUAAGUCUCCAGAGAAAACUGAAGAAGUCCUGUCCCCUGAAGGCUCACCUUCAAAAUCACCAUCCAAGAAAAAGAAGAAGUUCCGCACUCCUUCUUUUCUGAAAAAGAACAAAAAAAAGGAGAGAGUCGAAGCCUGAGGCCUUUUCAUGUUGCUAUUACAAUGUGACGUUGCACAUUUAAGUACCACGUUGAAGGUGAUUGUUAGUACACGGUGGUAGGACAGAUGGGGGCAUGUGGCAAACUGGACUCUGAGAACUGGAAAUGGGUUUUACUGAAGAAAAACAUUAUGGAGAAAAGCUUUCAAAUUCAUCUCUCAUUUUAUAUGUCAAAAAAAGGCUUUGAAGUUUUAAACAAUUGCAAGUUUUGAUUAGCUUUACCCUCACGAAGUGUUAGAAUUCACCACAAACAGAUAUCUGUCUGAAUUACUUCAGGCCUUCUCUGUAGUAUCUGUUGGAAAGAAAUUACCAGUGAACGAGGGAGAGAAUUUUUAUUUCUCUACACCUGCUUUACUUGGUAAUCAGAUUUUAAUUUUUUAUCCUUGAUUAUUGACUGUACCUUUUUGGUUCCCAUUGUUUCAAUGGGCAUUAACAGAAUGCUUUAAAAAGCUUCUAAGAUAAGAAUCUAUAGCAUUAGUAUACACUGGCACAUAAUUUUUUUAAAAAAAAAUAAGAAAGGAUUCAUUUGGAAUUUUAUUCAUAGUAUAAAAUUUCCUCACCUGAAGUAACUUUGUUUGCCAAAAAAAGGUCAUUUUAGUAAAAUAUAAUUUUUGAAAACUUCCUUUUUUAUUCGUUUAGAAAGCCCCUUAUUUUUCAACAAAGGGGAUUUUGUACAUGUAACAUGAGUUAUUUAGUUUAACUCUGGCAAAAAACAAUUUUUGUAUGUUGAGAUGUUUGUAUACCAUUCAGUAUAAAAUGUCAUAAGCAUAUUAGCCAAUCAUUUAACAACAGAGCAGAUUUGAGGCUGCUUGGUACUAAGUAUACUCAAAUAUAAUUCAAGAAUCCAGGGACUUGGUAUCACACGGGGUUAGAGGGUUUAAAGGUAUAACUAGGUUCAUACUUGAACCUUACAGCGUAUUUCUCAGUAUCGCGGGUGAAUGAAGCAGCUCGCAUCUGGUGACCAAAUGAAAGGACAGAGGAAAGAGUGAGCAGUGAUUCCCUACUGGAAUCAGAGGGGUCGUGAAGAGAGUUCUGGUUUGACACUGACUCAGUCACGAUAGGAUUUGAAGUGUAAUUUAUUCAAAACAAGUUCCAAAUUUCUAAAAUUCUGCUUCUCUACCAAAACCAUUGUAUUUCUUGGUUGAUAGUUCAGUUGUAAAGGGUCAGAUCCUUUUAACUGACGUAUCUUUAGAAGGCAGCACUAGAAGAAAUUGGUAGGUCUAACCUCCCUCCCCCAGUGAGAAAACUACCACCUCUUGAUUUUUACAAAAAUUUUUAAUCUUUUCAGUUAACUUUCUAAUGUAAAUACAGAUUUAAACCUAGGCUUAAUAUAGUUUUUCCCCCUUCACCCAAGUGAUGUCACAAAUCAAUGUAAAAUCAAUGAUCCAAAGUGGUCAGUGGGUAAAAAAAAAUCCAAAGUGUUUCUGGAGGGUGAGCUGGCAUGUAAAACGUUACAUUGAUCACAGUGUGUUCUGGGCGGGUUCUGUUUGUACGUGUAUGGUGAUGCAAAGUUGAAACAGAGCCGAAAAUUUCAUUCUAGAUCUCACCAACUACUGGAAUCAGUGUUUUAAUCUCUUAGUGGAUACUUUCAACUUAAUUCUGUAUUUGAGGGUUUUGUUUUUUUAUGUUCUACAUCAUUUAUGUUGUAUUACAAUGUAUGUAGAAACAGUAACCUGUGAACUAUGCUUUUCCAUAACUUUUUAAAAAUAUAUAUAUCUUAAAUGAAUGCAGUGUGCAUUAAUAUUUUUUAAACUACAACAGUGAACUAUUUGCACCUUUUGCUAAUGCCUCUAUUUACUUGCUUUGGCAUAAAGAAUGAGCCAAUGAACUUCUGUGUCCUGUGGAAAAUGUAUAAAUGAUAUCUGAUAUUGCUCUUAGAUGUAAUGCUAAUUAAUGUGAAAUCACAAAUAAACAGUAUUUUAAAUAGA
Molecule: messenger RNA, 4311 nt
Organism: Miniopterus natalensis
Lineage: Eukaryota; Metazoa; Chordata; Mammalia; Chiroptera; Miniopteridae
Gene: ADD3
Product: adducin 3
Biological process (GO): barbed-end actin filament capping
Cellular component (GO): postsynaptic density; plasma membrane; cytoskeleton
Molecular function (GO): actin filament binding
Source: RefSeq, a predicted model, not a curated record